Messenger RNA from Paramecium sonneborni, 774 nucleotides. NCBI's taxonomy places the organism in Eukaryota, Ciliophora, Oligohymenophorea, Peniculida, Parameciidae. The record is from the annotation of a GenBank genome assembly.
UAUUAAUUUAAUGAAAAAGCUCUUUUCCUCAAUUAAAAAUGCAACAACUCAAUUUGCAAAAGGACUUUUUUCUUCAAAAGAAGAAACUACUUAAUAAGGCAAUAGAUAAGAUAUAACUUCUGAAGAACAAAUUUAAUAAUGUAAUUUCAAUAUUAAAAAAUAGAUGAUGAUUAAAUUAAAAGUUAUUUAGAUUCUUAAAAAGAAUUAAAAGUAAAAAUAUUGACAAAUAGAAAUCAUUUCAAUAAUGCAGUGCUUGAAUUAUCCUGGAGAAAACUAUUGGAUAUCAAAAAUUUAUAUGCUAAUGAAAGAAGAAUCAAUUUCUAGCCAAAAUUAGUUAUUUUAGAAUAACAACAUUGGGAAAGGAUUGUAAUUCAAGUAGCAGAAUUAAUUUAGUCUUAUUAUGAUAUUCAAAUUUAUUAUGAUAGAUAAGAGUUAAUAAGAAUAGUAUUAAAUAAUUUUAUUUUAUAGAUCAAAUAAAAAGUUUUAGAAGAAUAAUGUAUUAAAAUUUUGUUUAGUAAAGAAGAAAUGAAAGACUAUUUUUAGUUUUAUGAAUAAUCAGAUGUUUUACUAAUAAAGUUCAAAUAAUAAUUCCCAUAACUGGCCCUUGAAUAUUCUUAGAGUUAAAUUAAAGAAAUAUAGAAACAAUAUUUAAUAGAUAAAGCCUUUGACUAGUUUAAAUUUGAUGAAUGUGAUGAGUACAAGGGAAUUAAAUUAUUUCAUGAUGAUGAAGAAGUUUUAAAAUGGUUUAAGAGAAAGCAAGCAAUUGCCCCAUGA